Messenger RNA from Hipposideros armiger (great roundleaf bat), 2255 nucleotides. It is a transcript of the gene CCDC198, whose product is annotated as coiled-coil domain containing 198. Bases 182 to 1069 code for a protein of 295 amino acids. The transcript has 6 exons. NCBI's taxonomy places the organism in Eukaryota, Metazoa, Chordata, Mammalia, Chiroptera, Hipposideridae. The record is from RefSeq and is a predicted model, not a curated record.
GCCGCCCAGGAAGUGGCCAGAGGGGUUAGUGUGGUGAAAUAGAGCUACAAAGAUGUCAUGAAGGAAACAACUGCUUUGUAAAUCAGGGGGUAAAAGUCUGUAAUGCCUUGAUUAAAACAAGCUACGUUAGAGGCCCAAAACCACUUCCUCAUGGUUUUCUUUUAAAUGUCUUGAAUGUAAAAUGGGCCUGAGCCAUUCUAAAGCUCAUCCUAGAGUGACCAAGGUAGCACCUCUGCAAAUCAAAGUGGAAGAGACUCCCUCAGCCCACCCUGUGGACUUUGCAUGCAACCAGAACCUGGAAGAAACGGGUUCAUAUUCAUUUGCAAGACUGCAGAACCGGUAUAAAGCUUUGGAAGGGCAGCUACCGCCUCUUCGAGAGACCUGGUAUGGAAGAUAUUCUGCAGUGCCCAGGGCCAUGUAUUUUGACAUCCCACUGGAACAGGGAGAAACAAGUAUAAUUAAAAAGCAUCCACCCCGAAGACUUCAAAAGCUUGAACCCAUCGACCUGCCACAAGUAAUUACUUCUGAAAGGAUUCUGAGCCAGCAUGAAGCCAGGACAACUCACAAAGCAAAGCAGGAACUGGAAAAAAAGAUGCAAACUCCAAUGUAUACUUCUGGGAAAAGACAAUAUUUACAUAAGAUGCAAAUGCUGGAAAUGAACCGUAAAAGACAAGAGGCCCAAGAGGAGUUGAAGAAAAGUCAUAGAGAAGCAAGAAUUACUAAGCAGAAACUGAGGGACCCUAAAGCCAAGCAAAUUCUUCAAAGCAUCCCAGGAAAUGAUGAUGAUGACUUUCUAACCUUUUUGCCUGAUGAAACCUUGGACCGAAGACCACGAAAUUUACAGAAUGCAGAAUUUUUGGAACAUCAAGCAACGAACGACUACUGUCCCCGGAAAAUCGGCAAAAUGGAAACAUGGCUCCGUGAACAAGAGGCCCGGGGACAGCUUCUCUGGGACAGUUCCAGCUCUGACGCAGAUGAGUUGGGGGAUGUUGAGAAGAAACCACGGGCACUGGUGAGGACCAGGACUGAGAGAAUUCCACUUUUUGAUGAGUUUUUUGAUCAACAAUAAGAAUGCUAUUCAUAACCUAGAUACUGAGCGCUUCGAAAACUUGCUUUCCUGUAAAAAUUCUCCAAGUUUGUAUACAUCAAUUCAUUUUCUUUUCAUUUACAGUCUUACGAUUAACAGUGGUGACCUAUUUUGUUAGUUAUGCUACAUAACUAACUGCCUCAAAACACAGGGGCUUAAAUAGCGGCCAUUUAUUGUCCCUCCUUCCUGUGGGUUGCUGGCUUGGCUAGGUGGCUCUUCGGCUGAUCUCUUUUGAAGGACUUCUUGUAGUUGAAGUCAGAAGGCAGCUAGAGCUGGAGUCAUCUGGAGGUUUGACCAGGACACUGAAUCAGCUGGACCUUCCUCCCUCUCCAUGUAGUCUCGGAGCCUCUUCGCAUGGUUUCUCCAAGGUAGUGAAGUUUUUACACUAUCAGCCCAGGGCUCCCCAAAGCAAAUGUUCCAAGAGGAGGAAGCAGAAGCUGCCAGCCCUCUCAAAGGCUAGUCAUGGAAUGGGCUCUGCAUCACGCCCACCACAUUCUACAGAGGGUGCCAAAAAAAUGCAUACACAUUUUAAGAAAGGAAAAAACUAUUAAAAUUGCAAUACAUGAAUGACACUAGUAUCCAUUUCAUUAACGCCAUCUUUUGAGCAAACGCCGUACUACACUAUGCUCUAUUGUUAGCAUAAUCUAAAAAAAAUAACAAAAAACUUUUAGCCAUUCGGGAGUUACUAAGAAUUUAUUGAAACUUUUAAAACAAAGCAAAACAAAAACACCUUUGAAGCCUUCUCUAGGAAAUUUUCAAAAAGAAGAAAAUAGAGGGAAACGCCUCCUGAAUUUGACAUCCAGUGCAUUCAGAUCAGUCUCUAACAAGAUAAAAAGACUGCUGUGUCAGGGGAUAAGCAUUAUGUUUCUUCCAAGGUCGGAAGGCAAUUAGGUCAUCCCUUUUUACUCCCAGUUCUUUGGGAAAAUAAUUCUUACUUUUUCUGUGGUAGGUAAAAAGCAUAUUUUUCCUACAAAGGGAUUCAAAAUGACUUGACCAAUCUUCUUGAAAAAGUCAAAUCCUUAAGAGGAGAAAUGAGUCCAAUCUAUUCAUAAUGUCCUCACAUAUUAUAGUGUAUUUGGAAGGCUUAAAACAAAGUGGGAGCUGGCCAAGUGGCUCAGUUGGUUAAGAGCGAUUCCCACAUAGGUCAGUGAGCUACGCCCAAGCUGAG